Molecule: messenger RNA, 4688 nt
Organism: Erigeron canadensis
Lineage: Eukaryota; Viridiplantae; Streptophyta; Magnoliopsida; Asterales; Asteraceae
Product: ABC transporter C family member 8-like
Exons: 12
Coding region: 165-4574 (1469 amino acids)
Biological process (GO): transmembrane transport
Cellular component (GO): plant-type vacuole; vacuolar membrane
Molecular function (GO): ABC-type transporter activity; ATP binding; ATP hydrolysis activity
Source: RefSeq, a predicted model, not a curated record
UUUGUAGUCUAUUUGAAAUGUAGUUGUCCCAUCUCUUUAAACUUCUCAUAUAUACCAUAGUCUAAUACAGUUUAACUUAAAUCAUAGUGCCGGCCACUACUUGUCGUCGAGGUUAGCUAGCAGAUUUAAACAGCUAGCUAGCUGUGCGCUGUCUAAUCCGAGAAAUGUUUGAUCAUAUCAUGGCGUUUCUAGAGAGUACUAUGCAUGGGGGGAGCCCUUUGAUGUAUGAGGGUGGCUUUGAUUUGAGUUUGCGAGUUACACAACGAAACAUGUUAGAUGCUUUCAAUAUAGUGCUAGUUGUUAUUUUCUAUCUGCUGUUACUUUUAUGUUAUGUAAGGAAUAAGAAUCAGAACACUGGUAGAUCAACAAGAAAAAGUGAUUAUAUAUCUGUAGCGGUUGCAUUUUGUUGUUUCCUGACUUCCUUGGCUUAUCUUGUUACUGGUUUAUGGGAAGCAACAGAUAUAACACAUCAAUUCAACUUUAAGGAAUGGUGGGUAGUCAUAGUCAGAGCACUGAUAUGGGCAUCUUUAAUGGUCUCAUUGUUAAUAGAAAGAUUCGGGUCUGUCAAAUUUCUAGCUUCUGUUUGGUGGAUUGUCUUUUUCGGGUUGAAUUCUUUUUUGAACGUUAAGAAUUUGGUAGAAAAAUGCACCGUCGUGAACUUGGUUUACAUAGAAUGGGCUAAUAGUUUCUUACUUCUGCUGUGUGCUUUAAGAAACUUAAAACACUUUUGCACUAAGCACACACAAAACCAUACUUUAUCCGAGCCCUUGUUGGUUAAUGAAACACUAAACGGGAAUGCAAGGCAUCUACAAGAGCCUAGUUUUAUCAGCAAAUUGACAUUUUCUUGGGUGAACCCAUUGCUUGCUUUAGGCUACAAAAAGACAUUAGUCCUUCAAGAUAUUCCAUCUGUAGCAUCCGUAGACCAAGCUUCCAUUGCCCACAAGAAGUUCACCAAUGAAUGGAAUUUACUUAUAAACGCCUCCACAAACAAUAGUAACUUAGUACCUAAAGUGUUAGCAAAAGUUUAUUUUUGGGAGAUGGUAAUUUCAGGAGUUUUGGUUUUUCUUAGGACGAUAGCUGUUGUUGCUAGCCCAGUGUUACUCUAUGCAUUUGUGAAAUACACCAACAGUGACACUAAAGAUUUGCAUCAAGGUCUGGUGUUAGUAGGGUGUUUAAUUGUAGUCAAAGUAGUGGAGUCAUUGUCUCAUAGACAGUUUUUCUUUAGUGCAAAAAGAACUGGUAUGAGGAUGAGAUCCGCUUUAAUGGUGGCGGUGUAUGAGAAGCAACUUAAACUUUCUAGUCUAGGCCGGAAAAGGCACUCCACCGGGGAAAUUGUGAAUUACAUAGCAGUUGAUUCAUACAGAAUGGGUGAAUUUCCUAUGUGGUUUCAUGUGGGGUGGUCCUCAUUUCUUCAAUUAUUUCUAGCUAUUGGUGUCCUGUUCUUCAUAGUAGGAUUAGGUGUUCUUCCUGGUUUAGUACCCCUCUGCAUAUGUGGAAUGCUUAACUUUCCAUUCGGAAAAGCAAUCCAAAAAUGUCAGUUAGAGUUCAUGAUUGCUCAGGACAAGAGACUGAGAUCCACUUCUGAGAUUCUAAAUAAUAUGAAGGUCAUCAAGUUACAAUCGUGGGAAGAAAAGUUCCAAAGAAUUGUCGAAUCUUGUAGAGAAACCGAAUUCCAUUGGUUACAUGAAGUUCAGUUUAAGAAGGUUUAUAGCACAAUAUUGUAUUGGACGUCACCAACACUCGUUUCUUCAGCUAUACUUUUUGGAUGUGUGUUUUUGUCAAGUGCUCCUUUAGAUGCUGCCACUAUAUUUACCAUUUUAGCAACACUAAGAACUAUGUCUGAACCUGUGAGAUUUUUCCCUGAUGCACUCUCCGCAUUAAUCCAGGUUAAAGUAUCAUUGGAUAGGAUUAAUUCUAUCUUAGUUGAUGAUGAACUACAAGAUAACAGUAUUAAAGAUCAAGAACUUGAAAAGUCUCAUGGUUCUAUCAGUAUACAGAAUGGAAAUUUCGCUUGGGAUCCUGAAUCGCCUACACCAACACUGAAAAAUGUAAAUCUUGAAGUAAAAUAUGGUCAUAAAGUUGCAGUUUGCGGGUCAGUGGGUGCUGGAAAAUCAUCUCUGCUAUAUGCUAUACUUGGAGAAAUAUCCAAAACUUCAGGAACUGUGGGUAUUUCUGGAACAAUUGCCUAUGUAAGUCAAACAUCUUGGAUUCAGAGUGGGACGAUUCAAGAUAACAUACUGUAUGGGAAGCCGAUGGAGAGAACUAAGUAUGAAAAGGCCAUCAUGGCUUGUGCUUUAGAUAAGGAUAUUGAAACUUUCAACUAUGGAGACUUAACAGAAAUAGGCCAAAGAGGGCUUAACUUGAGUGGGGGACAGAAGCAGAGGAUUCAGCUCGCUAGAGCAGUUUAUAGUGACGCUGAUAUUUAUCUUCUUGAUGACCCUUUCAGUGCUGUCGAUGUGCAUACUGCAGCAACUCUUUUUAAUGACUGUGUUAUGACUUGUCUCAAGGGGAAAACCGUCAUUCUUGUAACUCAUCAAGUGGAAUUUCUCCCAUUGGUUGACGACAUUCUGGUUAUAAAAGACGGUCAAAUAAUACAAUCAGGGAGCUAUGAGGAUCUCUUGAUGGCUGGGGCAGCUUUUGAACAACUAGUGAAUGCUCAUAAAGAUGCCAUUACAGGUUUAGAACCGUCAUCUCAUGAAAACCCAAGUAGACUCCAUAAACAAGUAAAUAUGCAUCAAAGUGUGAAAGACAAAAAUAUAAGUUCUAUCAGUAAAGAAGACAAUGUGAAGAUAUCAGGUGUGCAGUUGACCGAAGAAGAAGAGAAGGAGAUUGGGAAUGUUGGAUGGAAGAGUUUCUUAGAUUAUGUCAUGGUCUCACAAGGAACAUGGCACUUUUCGUUGACUUUACUUGCUACUUUUGGUUUCGUUGGUCUUCAGGCAGCAGCAAGUUAUUGGCUGGCGUUCGGUAUUCAAAUCCCUGAAAUUACCACCACCCUUUUGAUUAGCGUUUACACUUUGGCUGCGGCUACAAGUAUCUUCUUUGUGUAUCUUAGAUCAGUUUCUGUCACCCUUUUGGGAUUAAAAGCCUCCAAAUCGUUCUUCAAUAAAUUUACCGCUUCAAUUUUCAGCGCUCCCAUGCUCUUCUUUGACUCUACUCCGGUUGGAAGAAUUUUGACAAGGGCCUCCUCUGAUCUUAAUGUAAUAGAUUUUGACAUACCUUUUUCGUUUGCCUUUGUGGUUGCUGGUAGUGUUGAAGUACUUGGCACGAUUGGUGUUAUGGCCUCAGUGACCUGGCAAGUUCUUAUUGUAGUCGUCUUAGCCACUGUCGCUACAAAAUAUGCUCAGGGAUAUUAUCAGCCGACUGCACGGGAACUAAUGAGAAUCAACGGGACCACGAAAGCACCUGUGAUGAACUACACAUCUGAAACAUCACUUGGAGUGGCUACGAUACGAGCAUUCAAGAUGCAAGACAGAUUCUUCAAGAACUAUCUUAAGCUGGUGGAUACAGAUGCGAGUACUUUCAUUUUUUCAAAUGCAACAUUGGAAUGGUUGAUUUUGAGGACAGAAGCAUUUUCAAACCUCAUCCUUUUCACAGCUGGUUUUCUCUUGGUUUUGAUACCAAAAGGUUUUGUCUCUCCAGGAAUGGUCGGCCUCUCUCUUUCUUAUGCACUAGUGCUCACUACCGCCCAAGUGUUCUUUAUUAGAUGGUAUUGUAGCUUGGCUAAUUACAUCGUUUCAGUAGAACGGGUCAAACAAUUUAUGCACCUUCAAACAGAACCACCAUCUAUUGUUGAAAAUAAUAGACCACCAUCGUCUUGGCCUUCCAAGGGAAGGAUAGAAUUCGAGGAGUUAAAGCUGAGGUAUCGUCCAAAUGCACCACUAGUUCUCAAAGGGAUCACUUGCACAUUCAAAGAAGGGACUAGAGUAGGAAUAGUUGGUAGGACAGGAAGUGGAAAGACGACACUAAUAACAGCCUUAUUCCGUUUGGUGGAACCUGAUAGCGGAAGAAUUUUUAUAGAUGGGAUCGAUAUCUGCCAUAUAGGCCUUAAAGAUCUUAGGAUGAAACUAAGUGUCAUCCCCCAAGAACCAACCCUUUUUAGGGGCAGUAUUCGAACAAACAUGGACCCUCUUGGAAUUUAUUCUGAUGACGAUAUAUGGAAGGCAUUAGAAAAGUGCCAGCUUAAAAGUACUAUUGCAAGUCUUCCGAAAUUGCUAAACUCUUCAGUGAGUGAUGAAGGGGAUAAUUGGAGUGCCGGGCAAAGACAAUUGUUUUGUCUUGGACGAGUAUUGCUUAGAAAAAACAAAAUCCUAGUACUCGAUGAAGCAACUGCAUCCAUUGAUUCAACCACAGAUGCCACUCUACAAAGAAUCAUAAGGGAAGAAUUCUCUAGUUGUACUGUCAUAACCGUAGCUCACAGAGUCCCAACGGUUAUAGACAGCGACAAAGUCAUGGUCCUGUCUUAUGGGGAAAUGGUGGAGUACGAUGAGACUUCAAAGUUAAUGGAGACCGAUUCUUUCUUCUCCAAGCUUGUAGCCGAAUAUUGGUCUAGUUGUGAAAGGAAGUCAGUUCAGUGAUUACAUGAUCAAUAUGAGUAACUAAUACUGGCAUACCAUAUGUUUCAAAAAUAUAAUUGACGGAAUAAAAUCUUAGAUGCCAAAAUAUAACAAAAUGAAAUGGUAUUUUUUUUC